CAAUCAUGGAACAUAAAUGUCACAUACCGCCCUCUAGCGGUGCCACGUCACGUUGCCAUAGUAACGGCGUGUUUACUUGCCGGCAGAUCGUCAGCAGUAAGCAGUUUUUGUGAGUUACACUACACAGGCAUUUAGAUCUGACAGGAAAAAAAAGAAAUGUCUCGGCUGAUGGGACCCCCUGAUAAGUUUCUGCCAUCUGAGUGGAAACAUGCAAACCAGGUGCAGUUCAGGAGCUCGGAGGCAGAACGAUCACACUCACAGAGACUGACAGCAGAGUGUCAAAGUCUCAUAGAGGAGAGUGACAAAUCUACCAAACGCAUGCAACAGGACGCACUAAAGAAGCUGGAGCAGAGAAUCCAGGACAUCAAAUUCUGGAGGCUGGAACUGAACCAGAAGUUUGAGGAGAUGGUGCAGGAGAUCGAGACCCUCAUCAUUUUCAAGAGCCGUGUAGAAAGAGCCUUAGAGAGCUGCUCUGAGCCUUUCCAAGUGACUUUGCAAUGCCUGACUGAGAGACAGAAGCGGGUGGCGAUUGACCUGGUGCAUGAUGAGGUGGAAGAGGGGCUGUUGAAGGAGAAGGAGGUGAUUGAAGGAGUGAUGGUCCUGCUUCAGCGAACACUGGAGCAGAUCAAUGAGCAGAUCAGGCUCAUUCGUUCGGUGAAAUACUAUCUAGAAAAGGACCUGCAGGACAAAUUUCAGGCCGAGCACAUUGAUGACUUCUGUUCUCUUCUCACUAAUGCAUCACCCGGUUUAAACGGAGGGAAUUCAAACUUCACUAGUCUUGGUAUUUCCAGAUCUGCAGUGACUCCUGAGGAAUGGGAGAGCCUCUGCAACUUAAACAUUAGCAAAGCUGAGAAAGAGAAGAACAACUCUCUUUCUCUGAGAGCUCUCGUGGAUAGCCUGCUAGAGCAGACGGCUGCAGACAUGCACAGACAGUACGAAGCCACGGGAAGGGCUUUUGAGCUGCGCAUAGAGGAGACCAAAACUGCCAAAGCACAGCUUGAGAACCAGCUCAAUGAGCUGCUAGCAGAGACAGCAAAUCAGGAGAAGAAUCUGGAGUCUUUACGAGUGGCAAUCGCAGAGAAAGAAGCUCCACUCAAAGUUGCUCAGACUCGACUGUCCACUCGCAGCCAAAGACCCAACGUUGAGCUCUGCCACGAUCCAGCUCAAAUCCGACUGCUGGAAGAGGUCAAGGAGCUUGUGAGCCACGUUGAGAGACUGACCGAGGCUCUUGAACUGUCAGAGAUGGAACUGAAGGCUCUAGCAAGUCGCCAGUUGAGCCUGGAGGAGGAAAUCCAGGUCAAGACCAACUCCCUGUAUAUAGACGAGGUGAUCUGCCAUCAGCUACGCCAGCCUGUGGUUAUUCACAACUUCUGAACAGGGCUCUUGUACAGCGGAAAGGCCUAGGAUUCAACAUUUAAUGUCUUUAACAAUUUCUUCUGGAAUGUUUCUGUUUGUCUGUUUGUUGCACAGUACAUUGAAGUAGAUUGUUUGACUAAAUGUUUAAAAUACACUCAAUUAAACAAAAAAGUG
Cyprinus carpio (common carp) is the source of this 1530-nucleotide messenger RNA. Its product is annotated as tektin-1. Gene Ontology annotation, biological process: cilium assembly; cilium movement involved in cell motility. The record is from RefSeq and is a predicted model, not a curated record. NCBI's taxonomy places the organism in Eukaryota, Metazoa, Chordata, Actinopteri, Cypriniformes, Cyprinidae. Gene Ontology annotation, cellular component: nucleus; microtubule cytoskeleton.